Styela clava is the source of this 1978-nucleotide messenger RNA. RefSeq lists its product as uncharacterized. The record is from RefSeq and is a predicted model, not a curated record. Lineage: Eukaryota; Metazoa; Chordata; Ascidiacea; Stolidobranchia; Styelidae.
UGGCUAAUAUUACCGACCGUACCCGAACUGUAAUAUUUGAAGAUGGCGAGAAAACCACGUUAUAUUCUGACACAUUCAACAUGGUUGAAGAAAAAAAUAACAGUGGAAAUACAACAGAACUUGUAUUGGGAAUACCGUUAGAACGAAAAAUAUUAUACCAGUCAGUAGCAAUAACAUUAUCAGUUAUGGUUGUUUAUGUGACUUUUGCAUUGCUCCAAUACAACUGGGUAAAAUCAGGGUGUCGACAAGAACAGGAGCGACGGUCAUCGUCUAUGAAGCAAAAGGGCCCAAAGGAAUCUGGUGGGACUUCAGACUCGUCGAAUUCAAAUUCUCAAAACUCGUGUCGUUCAAAAACAUCAUCAGCCAGAAAUUCAAGAAUUUUACGAAACAUGUGCGUUACAGGCUCUGUUCUUGUUCUAAUCCGUCUCCUUGCAGAACAGAUCGAGAUCUUGCCCAGCAGCGAAUCAAGACUGGACUGCAGAGAUUACCAGAUUGCGAUGGUGGUAACCUACGCAUUGGCAGUUACCGUAUUGUAUGGGAUCUUAUGGUACAGAGUCAGAGUUUUUCUCUCACAUCCCGCCAUGCGCCAUCUUGGAUCCAGAGUUUUGACUGUUAUUUUGUUCAUCGUAUUGAUCGUCAUCAUACUCGCAUCGGGAGUGAACAUGGCGAUGUUUUUGGUAACUACAAUUUCAGUCGAUCAGGAAGGUGGUUGUCAAACUGUUUCACCGGGUGAUGUUUUAUCCAACAGCGCACGAUUUGGAAUUCUGACUGUGUGCACCGUCGUUUCUCAGGCGUCUCUGUUGGGCCUGUUUCUUUAUCCUCUGGUGAGACACAGUGCUACAAUGCAGGCAGCUAAAAUAAACACUCCACAAGUACAACGUAAGGAAAAUGAAAGUGUUAGAGCAAACCGUACAAUGUCAUUCAAGUCAACAUUGAGUCCCGGUACGUUAACAAGAAAAUGGAGAAGUAGAAACAGCAGCAAAAGAAAGAAGCGUGAACAAGCACUUCUAAAAAUUAUCCGGCGUGUCAUGAUUACGGCUAUUGUUUGCGCUCUUUCAGACAUUUUCUGUGGUCUUAUUGUGAGACUCGUUGUCGAAGAACCUCGUGUUGUAACCAAUCUCAUAUUUGAUGUAAAUAUUGUGAUCAAUCUAGCCUGUGUUCUUAUGUCAUUCAAAGAUUGGAGAGUUAGACUCUUCCCUUGCUGUGUUCAAUCACAGAAAUCGAAGAAGGGCGACAAGUCUGACAAACGCCCUGCUUCCGACAAAGAACCUUACAUCCCACAACAUCCUACAUCUUCUCCGCCAAUCUUUUCAUCAAGAGAUUCAACAGGUUCAGGUGUUUGUCGAACUUCCGAAUCUGGCAUCAAUUCUGUAUCUCCACGAGCUGUCAGUCAAGAUGGCAGAUGCUACCGGUACUCUAAUGACGUGAGCUUGAGCGAGGAUUAUAUAAGACCUGUUUGAAACAUGCUUCGUGUAGAGAGUAAUAUUACAAAAUAAGUUGAAGCAAAGAGUUGGUAGUUGCUGCAAUAUCAAAACCGCGUAAUCAUUACAAAAUGUUUGAUAGUGUUUCCGCUAGUGGGCGCUCAAAAACUGGUUUACUCCUUCUAUAAUAGUCAAUUUAUUUAAAAUAGCACAUAGAAUUUAAAAUUAUUCAAAACUAUUUUUACUCUAUAUCGCAGCUUUUUAUGACCAAUAUUAAAUUACUGCAGCAAAACUACUCUGAAUGCAGAAUGACCAUGAUCAAUGAGGUAUUUGAUCUAUACCUAGAUAUUGGUGGAACAACUCAAACAUAAAUAUCUAGCAAAGUCCCCAAAAGUGCUGGGUGAAAUAUCCGUUAUUCUUUAUAAGACUGCAUAUCACUAUUUACCCCUGUAUUACGAUUUCGAUAAGAUUUUGGCAGAUGAAUAUUAUCGUAAAUAAUACGUUCUUGUUUUCAACAUAUAUUUAUGUGAUAAGCUAAUCAGCAUAGUUGAACCGUG